AUGGUCAACGAACGCUGGAAAAAUGUGGGGAGGUCGGCGCAGCUGGAAGACGGACCUCAGGAGAAAUCUCAGGUGGGCAUCGUCCGGCUUUCUGGGGUGGAGAGAGUGAACUGCGGCUACAUUCUCUGCACCGUUCUUCUCUCCGUGGUCAUCCUCUUAGCCGUGACCGUCACGGCCGCCAUCCUCUUCAUGAACCACUACCACACGCCAGUCACUGAAUCCCCGCCCGUCAUCACCACCAACCCGGACGAUGCCAACGCUUUAGUCACCAUCGAGAAAGCCGACAGUUCCCGCAUCAACAUCUUCAUCGACCCCAACUGUCCCAACCAAGCCAACAGCUUCGUCCGCUUGGAGAGCCUGCAAUCGUCCCUCCUGAGAGUCGUGACGGACCACGACGCGGAGGCCAAGUCAUCCAAGGGGCAAGAGAGAGCCUUGAUGGUGGGCCUCUCGGACGAGGUCUCCAAGCUGCUCUCUCACGCCGCGCAGCUCCGGACAGACUGUGAAAAUUUGAAGAAGGGGCACAGCGCCAUCGGGCAGGAGCUGAGCGCCCUCCAGAACGAACAAGGGCGGCUCAUACAGCUGCUUUCCGAAAGCCAGACCAACAUAGCGAGGCUGGUGAGCUCCGUCAGCGACAUCCUGGAGACUCUGCAGAGGGACCGCAGCCUCGCCCGACCACGCAUGAAGGCGGACCUUCAACGGGUCCCAUCCCGGACCACGCGGCCCAAAGGAUGCCCGAAUGGUGGGUCAAAUAAUCCCCCUCUUUUCCUUCUUGAGCCCAGCGGUACAGGCCCCGUCCUCGACUUGCCCCAAAUGCCCAUCGCUAGCCAGACGGUUUUUCAGAGGCGCGAGGACGGCUCCGUGAAUUUCUUCCGCGGCUGGGAAGCUUACAAAGAUGGAUUUGGAAAACUGACGGGAGAACACUGGCUGGGUCUGAAGCGAAUACAUGCUCUGAGCACGCAAGGAACCUAUGAAUUGCGCAUCGACCUGGAAGAUUUUGAUAACGGCACAGCCUAUGCCCAUUACGGGACUUUUGCCGUCGGCCUCUUCUCCGUGGACCCGGAGGAAGAUGGCUACCCCAUCACUGUCACUGACUAUUCUGGAACAGCAGGCGAUUCUUUCUUGAAACACAACGGCAUGAGGUUCACCACCAAAGACCUGGACAAUGACCACUCAGAGAACAACUGCGCUGCCUUCUACCAUGGUGCUUGGUGGUAUCGCAACUGCCACACGUCCAACCUGAACGGUCAAUACCUCAAGGGCCACCACAGCUCCUAUGCAGACGGAAUCGAGUGGUCUUCCUGGACAGGUUGGCAAUAUUCGCUCAAAUUCACCGAAAUGAAGAUCCGGCCAGUCAGAGAUGAAAAAUAG
This is a messenger RNA of Notechis scutatus (mainland tiger snake), 1368 nucleotides long. The record is from RefSeq and is a predicted model, not a curated record. Lineage: Eukaryota; Metazoa; Chordata; Lepidosauria; Squamata; Elapidae.